Molecule: messenger RNA, 4297 nt
Organism: Dryobates pubescens (Downy woodpecker)
Lineage: Eukaryota; Metazoa; Chordata; Aves; Piciformes; Picidae
Gene: CHSY1
Product: chondroitin sulfate synthase 1
Exons: 3
Coding region: 64-2415 (783 amino acids)
Cellular component (GO): Golgi cisterna membrane
Molecular function (GO): glucuronosyl-N-acetylgalactosaminyl-proteoglycan 4-beta-N-acetylgalactosaminyltransferase activity
Source: RefSeq, a predicted model, not a curated record
GCGGGGCGGCGGCGGCGCUGUGAGGAGCAGCGCGGGGCCUGCGCGGCUCGGCGCCGGGCGGGCAUGGCGGGCCGCGGCCGCCGCGCCUGGCUCAGCGUCCUGCUGGGGCUGGUGCUGGGCUUCGUGCUCGCCUCGCGCCUCGUCCUGCCCCGCGCUUCCGAGCUGGCGGCGGCGGCGCGGCCCCGCCGAACCCGCCCGCAGGGCUGCCGCCAGUCGCCCGCCGCCGCCCCGCCGCGCCGCCCCGGCCCGCCGGCCCAGAGCUUCCUUUUCGUGGGGGUUAUGACGGCGCAGAAGUACCUGCGGAGUCGCGCUGUGGCUGCCCACCGAACGUGGUCCAAAAGCAUUCCUGGCAAGGUUGAAUUCUUCUCCAGCGAGGGUUCAGACACCUCUAUUCCCAUCCCCAUCGUGCCGCUUCCAGGUGUAGAUGACACUUACCCACCUCAGAAGAAAUCUUUUAUGAUGCUCAAAUAUAUGCAUGACCACUACCUGGACAAAUACGAAUGGUUUAUGAGAGCUGAUGAUGAUGUCUACAUCAAAGGGGACAAACUGGAGAGCUUCCUCAGGAGCCUGAACAGCAGCGAGCCCCUCUUUCUUGGGCAGACUGGCCUUGGCACCACAGAGGAGAUGGGGAAGCUGGCGCUGGAACCGGGCGAGAACUUCUGCAUGGGAGGACCAGGAGUGAUCAUGAGCCGGGAAGUCCUGAGGAGGAUGGUGCCCCACAUUGGCGAGUGCCUGCGAGAGAUGUACACCACCCAUGAGGAUGUGGAAGUGGGCAGAUGCGUGCGGAGGUUCGCGGGAGUGCAGUGUGUGUGGUCCUAUGAGAUGCAGCAGCUGUUCUAUGAGAACUAUGAGCAGAACAAAAAAGGUUACAUCCGAGACCUGAGGAACAGCAAAAUACACAGAGCCAUAACCCUGCACCCUAAUAAGAACCCCCCCUACCAGUAUAGGCUUCACAGCUACAUGUUAAGCCGCAAGAUAGCGGAGCUGCGCCACCGCACCGUGCAGCUGCACCGGGAGAUCGUCCUGAUGAGCAAGUACAGCAACACGGAAAUCCACAAGGAUGACCUGCAGCUGGGGAUGCCUCCCUCCUUCAUGCGAUUCCAACCCCGGCACCGGGAAGAGAUCUUGGAGUGGGAGUUUCUGACGGGGAAGUAUUUGUAUUCGGGCGCCGAUGGGCAGCCCCCUCGGAGAGGGAUGGACUCUUCUCAGCGCGAGGCGCUGGAUGACAUCGUUAUGCAGGUGAUGGAGAUGAUCAACGCCAACGCCAAGACCCGGGGGCGGAUCAUCGAUUUCAAGGAGAUACAGUACGGCUACCGCAGAGUCAACCCCAUGUACGGCGCCGAGUAUGUGCUCGACUUGCUCCUCCUCUACAAGAAGCACAAGGGGAAGAAGAUGACCGUCCCUGUCAGGAGGCAUGCCUACUUGCAGCAGACCUUCAGCAAGAUCCAGUUCAUGGAGCACGAAGAGAUAGAUGCCAAGGAGCUGGCCAGCAAAAUCAACCAGGAUUCAGGAUCCUUGUCAUUCCUCUCCAACUCGCUGAAGAUGUUUGUUCCCUUCCAGCUUAGCAGAUCAAAAGUAGAGAGGAAGGAGCUCAAAGACAAGAAGAUCAACAUCCUGAUUCCUCUCUCUGGACGCUUUGACAUGUUUGCAAGGUUCAUGGGGAACUUUGAAAAGACGUGCCUCAUCCCAAACCAGAACGUCAAGCUGGUCGUCCUGCUCUUCAACUCCAACUCUAACCCCGACAAGGCGAAGCAGAUCGAGCUUAUGAGAGAUUACCACUCCAAGUACCCCAAGGCUGACAUGCAAGUCUUACCUGUGUCGGGGGAGUUCUCCAGGGCACUGGCUCUGGAAGUUGGAUCUUCUCAAUUCCAGAACGAGUCUUUACUCUUCUUCUGUGAUGUUGACUUAGUGUUUACCACAGACUUCCUCCAGCGGUGUAGAGCCAAUACAGUUUUGGGUCAACAAGUAUACUUCCCCAUCAUUUUUAGCCAGUAUGAUCCAAAGAUUGUUUAUAGUGGAAAAGUUCCUAGUGACAAUCAUUUUGCCUUCACCCAGAAAACAGGUUUCUGGAGGAACUAUGGCUUUGGUAUCACCUGUAUUUACAAAGGUGAUCUCCUUCGAGCAGGCGGCUUUGAUGUCUCCAUCCAAGGCUGGGGCCUUGAAGAUGUCGACCUGUUUAACAAAGUCAUUCAAGCUGGCUUAAAAACUUUCCGAAGCCAAGAGAUUGGAGUAGUCCACGUGCACCACCCUGUUUUUUGUGACCCUAAUCUUGAUCCAAAACAAUACAAAAUGUGCUUGGGGUCCAAAGCCUCAACUUACGGGUCCACGCAGCAGCUGGCUGAGAUCUGGUUUGAAAAAAACGACCCCAGUUUUGGGAAAAGCAGCAAUACGAACGGCUCGGUGAGGACAGCCUGAUGUCCAGCUAUGCUGGCAAAGACUUCUUUUUUAAUUAUCUAAUUUAUUUUUGGGGGAAAAUGUUUUUUGAUAAUUCACUUUUAAAAGACCACACAGGAUAUAUUUUAGGAAUCGUCGUCGUUUUCUUAUGAAGCGCUCGUUUUGAGAAGAACAAAGCUGUUGGGGCUUUUGUUGUUGUUGCUGUCGUUGUUGUCAUUGUGUUCUUGGGUUUGAACAAAACUGUGAUCAAUACUUGCCUUCAAAUGAAAAACAAAUUAAUUGUUUAAUAAGAGUUACCUUGGCCCAUCAGCAGAGAUGUGACUUGAAUUAGAAUUUCCCUAUGAACUAAAAGAUUGUUCCCUACCUUUCCCAUUGCUGCCCUCUUUGCUGGGGUCCGGUACGUUGGAACUGGCGCGUGCAAGCCAGGGAGUGUCCUGAGCCUUUGGUUGUGGUGGUUGCCAUGCAAAGAUUCUGCUCCUUUGGUUCAGGGUGGUCAGUGUGUUUUAAACUGUGUUAGAAGGAAACAGAUUGGGGUGGGGAUGAUCAAGGUGGUCACCACAGGAGGGUUUUACCAGACGGGUGAUGAUUUCAGCUUCCAAAUACACUUCUGCCUACUCUGGCCAGGGGACUUCAAGGGAAGGAUGGAAGUAAGCACAACCUGCUCUCUUGUUACUCCUUGUAGAAAUUGUUUUCUUUGCUAUUUGGUCCACAUAUGGACACCAUGUUUUAGGAACCCAUUGUGGGUUCCUUGUGUUGCCCUCAAGCGCUGUCCUGUCCAGAGCUGAGGGGAUGUCACCACGGAGCACCGAAGCGCCACAAGGCAGGAGAAGAGGAUGGGAAACGUGAAUCUCCUCCAGCAGCAAACAGUUGGUGUUCCCUACGGAGAGCUUUGAGAAACCUUCUGCACCAAGUGUCCUGCACCUGACUGUGCUGAGUUUGUUCCGUCGGCGACGUGAGGUCCAUGGGAACAAUUAUGACAUCUGAUUGCUACUUUUGGUUUGGGAUUAUCUUUUUGUUUGUGUUUUAUUUUCUGUAUCUGAUAGACCUUUAAUUUAUUUAAUAUCCAUUGCUCUAGGUUCUUGACCUUUCCUUGAGUAUCUGUUAGUCAUUUAAUAUGUGAUAUAUAUAUAUGUGUGUGUAAAUAUAUAUAUAUAUUAGGAAUGUAUUGCAUCUUCUCACUGAUAAGGUAGUGUACAUCAUACUGCAGUAAAUGAUCUCCAAAGAUUACUUUCUGAAAUAUUUUUUCAUGGAUCUCUCUUUUUUCCCCCUUUCCUCACCCCCCAAAUUUCUUUUAACAUUUUUUUGGAAUGACAUCGAUCAGCUUAAGAUUUUUUUUUUUUUUGGUAUUCUACAAGGAACUGGGGAUGGGGAAGCUGAACACAAGGCAAGUGUGAUCCCUGUGAAUUAACACCUAGCAAGGUAAGAGAAGAUACACAAAUCAAAGUGCCUUAAAGCUAGAAAGGGAACCUUUUGCCCUGAGACUUAGACAGCGAAUGGUCAGUGAAGCAGACGUUCUCUUGGGACCUGCCUACCUGUAAAUAUCUCACUCGGAAACAAAACAGGAAAACCAGCCAGCAAUCUAUUUUUCUAUUGUUACCCUCCAGCACCAUUUCGUCUCAUUGCUCUCAGUUCCACUUUGCCUGCUUUUUGAGACCAGUGAAGGAACAGAGGAAAACCGAUGCUUGGGUCAUUGCUGUGUGAAGGGAUCUUAUGGAGUAAUUGCUGUUCCGGUAGGAGACAUAACCAUUGGUUACACAUGUAUGGGGUAUGAGCUGCAGCUAGUGUAGACUUGAUGUCUUAAAAUGUUCAUUGUUUUUUGGUGACAGUCCCAAGGAUGUAGGUACCUGGAUGGAUUCAGUGCAUGGAAAAUCUCUCUUUUCUCCUUUUUUUUGGGGGUUUUGGU